Molecule: messenger RNA, 2200 nt
Organism: Cricetulus griseus (Chinese hamster)
Lineage: Eukaryota; Metazoa; Chordata; Mammalia; Rodentia; Cricetidae
Source: RefSeq, a predicted model, not a curated record
AUGAAGGAAGAAGAAAUAUUUGCAAAGAUGAAGAAAAUAGGAACCCGAGAUUGCUCUUUCACCAGAAAGAUAAUGUCUGCCAUAAAUGUAAACCUUUUUGUGCUGCUCUCUGUGGUUUGCAUCCUCUUAAAUCUGGCAGGAUUCAUCCUAGGCUGUCAAGGAGCACAGUUUGUUUCCAGUGUGCCCAGAUGUGACCUGGUGGACUUGGGUGAAGGCAAGAUCUGCUUCUGUUGCGAAGAGUUUCAACCAGCCAAAUGCACAGACAAAGAAAAUGCCUUGAAACUCUUUCCAGUUCAGCCUUGCAGUGCUGUUCACCUUCUGCUUAAGAGGAGGAGCCAGGGCUGUAGCCACAGCCACUUUCGGUGUUGCCUUUGUUGCUAUUUGAGGAAAGAAGCCCCAUUUACUCCCUGGCUGCUCCUGGUUCCUGCUAAAGUUCUGUUUGCCCUGUGUGCCUUGAAUGCCCUGACCACCACAGUGUGUUUGGUGGCUGCUGCUCUGCGCUACCUGCAGAUCUUUGCCAGCAGAAGGCCAUGUAUUGAUGAAUCCCAAAUGUCUGCAGAAGAAGUGGAAGAGCAUGGACGGAUUCCAGACCCAGAUGACUUUGUGCCGCCGGUGCCUCCCCCUUCCUACUUUGCCACAUUUUACUCCUGCACACCAAGGAUGAACCGCAGGAUGGUUGGUCCUGAUGUCAUCCCAUUGCCUCAUAUCUAUGGAGCACGAAUCAAGGGUGUAGAAGUGUUCUGUCCGCUGGACCCCCCACCUCCUUAUGAAGCUGUGGUGAGCCAGAUGGACCAGGAGCAGGAGUCUUCAUUCCAAAUGCCAGAAGGACCAGAGGCUGCUGCGAGCCCAUCAGAGCCAGUUUGCACACAAAUAACUCAAGGUGGGGUUCUUCCUAACCCAACUGGUGAAGAAAACAUAUCUGCAUCCACUGCUAUCUCCAACCUGGUGCAACCUCCGAGAAGCCAGAGGGCCCUCCCACCACUGAGGACAAGGUCAAAGAGUGACCCCUUGCUUCACCAUUCAGAGGAGAGAGCUACCCCAGUGCUCAGCUGCGAAGCUGCCACUCAGACAGAAAGGAGGCUAGAUCUGGCUGCGGUGACCCUGAGGAGAGGUGUGCGACCAAGGGCAUCGAGAUGCAGACCCCACUCUUUGAUAGAUUACAGGUCUUACAUAGACACCAAGCUGCUAGUGGCCAGGUUCCUGGAGCAGUCCUCCUGCAGCAUGACUCCGGACAUCCAUGAACUUGUAGAGAACAUAAAAUCCGUUCUGAAGUCUGACGAGGAACACAUGGAGGAAGCCAUCACAAGUGCCAGUUUCCUAGAACAGAUAAUGGCCCCACCACAGCCCAGCACUUCCCAGGCCCAUGUGCUGACCUCGAGGAGACAGCCGGGCCUGCUGCACCUGCACAGCUGUGGAGACCUGAGCACCUUUUCCCUGGCUGGAAGGCCAAAAGAGGAGAGGAGGCCCCAGCAUCGAGCAGAGGCUGAGCGGCCACACAGCCUCAUCGGUGUCAUUCGAGAGACUGUCCUGUAAACUGAGUGACCUGGAAGGCCAGUCCAAAGGAAGGAUGUUCUUAUUCAGAACUGUUCACUGUCUGGGAGUUGGGGGUCCCCCUGGGAAGCUCUCAACAGGGGUCCUUGGGAGAACACUUAUUCCUACUCUUUGGCUCCUUUUUUUCUUUUUUUUGCUGACGAGGGCACUAAGGUGAACUCGGGUGAAGUAGGUCUUUUCUGGUCUUUGUGCUCCCAGUUGGAGGUGAAGAGCUCUCCACUGUCUGCUGUAUCUUGCAGCAUUCCCAAGGGGCAUACACUGGAUGAACAGAAAACAGGCUCAAGAGUCUUUGCCUGCCUUGCCCCCUAUGGCUCUUGUUGCCAAGUUCAUUCCCUUGCUGCAAGUGGAGAACUGCUGGGCUAUUUAUAGCUGCCUGCGGUCUCUGGCUGCUCAGUGAGAGGAGUUGGCAGGAGAUGUGAUGGUUAACCCCAUGUGACUGCAGUCCUCCAGCCUGCUGUGGGACUCCAAUCCCAUCCUCUUUAGGGAAAGCAGGAGACCUGCUAAUCCGUGAUGUUUUUUUUUUUUUUUUUUUUUUUUUUUUUUUUUUUAUGAAGGGCAUUAAGGGAGAGGACUAUGGUUGAUUCCAUUUAUUCAUGCUUGCAAACUAGAACACCUAAGAGAGAACCAGAGAAUAAAGUGUUGACUUUGG